Molecule: messenger RNA, 513 nt
Organism: Orbilia oligospora ATCC 24927
Lineage: Eukaryota; Fungi; Ascomycota; Orbiliomycetes; Orbiliales; Orbiliaceae
Exons: 1
Coding region: 1-513 (170 amino acids)
Source: RefSeq, a predicted model, not a curated record
AUGGUCGUCCUGUCCUCCCUCAUUGCUGCUCUUCCUCUCUCACUGGGGGCUAUUGGAUCUCCCGUCGAUACCGCCGACUCGAAACAUGCGCUCGCAAAAAGAGACGCAACAGAAGUCAUUUACCUUACCGCCAUCGCCCUCCCACCACCCAGCGUUCCCUACUGGCUUGGUGUUCUAGCCUACUACCCUACUUCCGCUCUUGGAUGGUCGGGCGCCGAACCUAGAAAUAGUGAUGAAGCCAUCGGUCCCUCCGGCGGCACAAGCAUCUGGCGAACAUGGCCAACCCCUUGUAGCGGCAAUACGCAUUAUGAAGUUUUCUUCCCUUCCGGUAUAACCUUUCAGUUCGAUCUUAACUUCGGGGCUAAUAACGCCGCCGUCGGCGCAGUUGUUGGGGGUGGGUGGAAUGGGUUUAAUGCGUUUACUUGUAGGAGAGAUAAUGGGAGGUUAUUGUAUACGGUUGCGACGACUCCAGUAUCCGAAGUCCAGGCUUUGAUCAACUGUACAAGGGUGUAA